Penicillium cataractarum is the source of this 1635-nucleotide messenger RNA. RefSeq names its product fungal specific transcription factor domain-containing protein. The record is from RefSeq and is a predicted model, not a curated record. The transcript is spliced from 4 exons. Gene Ontology annotation, molecular function: zinc ion binding; DNA binding. NCBI's taxonomy places the organism in Eukaryota, Fungi, Ascomycota, Eurotiomycetes, Eurotiales, Aspergillaceae. Gene Ontology annotation, biological process: DNA-templated transcription. The annotation marks the transcript as partial.
GCGAAACCUGCCUGUGAGAAUUGUCGGUUGGCUGGCGUAGCUUGCCUCUUUACUCGUUUACCUCAGCGGAAAAGCCCCCGCGAACAGCUUGAAGAAGCCAAGGCUCAAAUUAAACAAUUAAAAGAAACUCUACGCCUGGAAAGGGACUACCAGACUCGCUCUCAAUCUUCCAGCCCAGCAGCGCCGACUGUCAGUGUCUUCGAUCCAUGCGGGUUCGAGACUACAUUGACUGCCUUUCAAUGGCAUCUUCAGUUUUGUAUGCCUGGGGUUGAUCCCGACAGGCGACUGGACACGCUUUUUAAUUUUGAUGCCUUUGCUCACGGGCUAAAGCUGUCGCUCGAUUCACCACUAACAACCCCAGCCAAGGUGAUUACGCCGAAAUGGCCUUCCCGCCUGAUGAUGAAACAGUCACUUGAAUAUUAUGAAAACAACAAGCUCUAUGUGAUAUUUCCGAUGGUGGAUACCGUGGCUUUGAAACGCCUUCUAGAUGCCAACGAUUUGGGUCUGCACGGAGGGACGAUCGAUGCGGCCAACCAGGCAUGUUUAACUGCCCUGACAGCUUUUAUCACUCGACUUCGUCAUCAUGAGCCUGCAUUUACCGAGGCGGAUUCCAGUGCCUACAUGCAAGCUGUACUUUCGAUGCUGCCCCAGCUGGUCAUGGAACAUACCAACAUUCGGGUCUUGGAGGCCGUGUUGAUUCUUGCUGCCGAUCUCGCUCCUCAAGGCCAACCACAGACAGCAGAGCUUUUAAUGUCCCUAGCAGUACGAAUCCUCUAUAAUCUCAAAGGCAACAUCAACAAACCAGCUUCCUCAGACCCCGAGCAAAUCCGAGCUCACCACCAUCUCCGCGCUCUCUUCUGGGUGUGCUACUCCAUCGACAAAGAAAUGUCUCUCCGUCGAUGCCAACCACCAAUCAUCAACGACUCCGAUUGCGACCUAGAUCUACCAGCAACAUACGUAUCCGUAACCUCCGACCACCAAUUCUUCCACUCGCCCUUAUCCCUCCAAGAGCUUCUCUACCCCACAGAUCUCCGUCUCGCAAUACUCAAAUCCAAAAUCUACCGCCUUCUCUACUCACCAUCAAGUCUGCGACUCCCCGAAAGCACCCGUUUACAUUUAAUCCGGCAACUGGACGAGGAACUGAGCGAUCUGAAGGCUCAAUUCCCGGCCGUCUGCCAGCCAGAUAGAUAUGCGAAGGGCGAGGUACCAGACACCUUACUCCACGAUCUUAGUUUGCGAGGUGUAAACACGCAUCUGGAAUAUUACCAUUGUCUGUCCAAGAUUCACGGAGCUAGUAUCAGUGGUAGCAACGACUCGGCCAUGUCACCUCCAUCCUCCAGCAUGGAACUUUGUUAUCAGGCUUCCCGCUUGACACUAUUAUACGUCUGUCGAAUUCAUCAUCUCAUCAUGAAAGAAACAUUCUGGAUUUACGCGCAGUUCAUUCUGACUGCAGUCUUUGCGUUGUACCAGCGCAUCAAAAUGACUUCCGCCAAGUAUGUUCAUGAGGAUCUUCGGCUUUUGGAGAAGAUUCAUGAGGUAUUCGUCACUCUUCGGAUUGCUGAUGAGGAGGAUGGGUUUCCGCCGUUUGCUGUCACAGAGGCUCUCAUACAAAACUUGGUCUGUUCGGUUAAGUAG